AUGUGGAUUUAUUUAGUAACCGAUGCGACUGUAAACUUGGGUGGUAUAGGAAACAUGAUACAAUAUAUAAUAAAUGAAGGAUGGCGUAAUGAUACAAGUGGCAACAUUAACGAAUCUUGUGAUAUGUCAGCUGUAAUAAUUCCUUCUCCUUCUUCUAAUGAUUCGGAUUAUCCAAAUACUUCUCCUGCUCCUACUAUAAGUUUACCUUUUCAUCAAUCAAAAUCACGAAUUAAUGAAAUGAUCUCUAUUAAAAUUGAUGAUUCUAAAUCAAAUUUAUUUUUACCUGAUACUUUAAAUGAUAGUUCUCCUACUAUAGUUCCUAGUAUUGAAAAUUUAAAAAAUGAUCGAAAUGAUGAUUUUAAAAUGAAACAACAACGUGAAAUUAUACAAAGAGAUAUAUCUGUUUCUUCUUCGUCUUCUCAAAGUGAUCAUAGUAAUAUUAUGAAUGAAUUAGAUAAAAUUAUUGUUAGACAUAAUGAAGAUGUUAUAAGACAUGGUGGUGUUAUGGCCAGGCAAAAUGGUACCACAUUAACUCGUGAAAAAAGUUUAAAACCUUUUAGAAAAAGUAUUAAAAAUAAGAAUAAUAGAAAUGAUACUGUAAGCUGGCAUAGAUUUGGAAGUGGUGGAAAUAGUCGAACUUCAAUAAGAGGAUUAUUACAAAGGGUUGAAACUUUUAGAAAAGUUAAAGAUCCUAAAAAUAUUGAUCCUAAAAGUACUGAUGAAAUCAAAGAAAUUGAUGAAGAAAAUCUCCCCCCUGGUGGGAAUGCGACCUAUUCUUAUCUAUAA
Molecule: messenger RNA, 786 nt
Organism: Dentiscutata heterogama
Lineage: Eukaryota; Fungi; Glomeromycota; Glomeromycetes; Diversisporales; Gigasporaceae
Source: the annotation of a GenBank genome assembly